Penicillium odoratum is the source of this 483-nucleotide messenger RNA. RefSeq lists its product as uncharacterized. Bases 1 to 483 code for a protein of 160 amino acids. Gene Ontology annotation, molecular function: phosphoprotein phosphatase activity. The transcript has a single exon. NCBI's taxonomy places the organism in Eukaryota, Fungi, Ascomycota, Eurotiomycetes, Eurotiales, Aspergillaceae. Gene Ontology annotation, biological process: dephosphorylation. The record is from RefSeq and is a predicted model, not a curated record.
AUGGCAGCGACGGGCUACCGCAACGAUGCGGUCCGUUUGGUGGGGGAGCAGGUCAUGCAACCGCGAGGAUUAACAGGACUCGCGCAAGACACGCUCGAUGCCAGUAAGGCGGAGAUACGAUCUAUUUUUGAGCUCCUUUGUCAGGACGAGUCGUAUCCAGUUCUGGUACACUGCACACAGGGCAAGGAUCGCACGGGUCUGAUUAUCUUAAUGAUGAUGCUGCUGGUAGGUGAGACUGUGUCCACUGCGGCGAUCAUCGACGACUAUACGCGAUCUGAGCUGGAGCUCGUGCCGGAAUUUGAGGAGCGCAUGCGUGAAAUUCGCGCGCUCGGUCUCGGGGAAGAUUACACACGCUGUCCGCCGGACUUUGUGAAUGCGACAACGGAGUAUCUACAAAAGCAUGGUGGCGUUCAGGGUUAUUUGAAUGGAAUUGGGAUUAAUGCACAGAUGCAGGAACAUAUACGACAGAAGAUACUCGCUUAA